AUGGUGGAGGAAAUCGAGCAGGAGAAGGCUCGCUUGGAGGCCAUGGAAGUGAUGGAAGGGGAACCACCACAACCCCUCCCGAUGGGCCAAGAACGGGAGAGCAUCCUUCGCUGGGCCCUCACGUUCCAGACCCGCGUUCCCGAGGCGGACUGGAGACGUGAGGAACGCCAGCGGAUGGAGGUAAUCCGUGCCAUCUGGGAGGAGAUGACGACGGCAGCUGACCAGGCGGACGGCGGAACAGCUGAGACUCUGUCCGAACAUGGGACCUCCAAAUCCCAUUGUUCGGACACCUCAAAGGGGUCCCAGCUGUCCCUAGACGGACUGGAGGAUUACCUGGGUAGGGGUGCGGAAUCAGUACCAGCUGGGAAGGGGGAGACCACCAACGCUCAACCGGCUGAACCAUCAACUCCGCCUCCCACAUUCCAUCACCCAGGGACAGCAAAAUCAUCCGCCUCCACCAUCUCCGCCACCACAGCUCAGUCGUCCGUCAAACGCACCGCCGCCACCACCGCUCAGCCACCGACCGCCACCAUCAACCGACCACCAACCACCACCGCAACCCCCGCCGCCACCACCGCUCAGCCACCGACCGCCACCACCAACCAACCACUAACCACCGCCGCAAUCACCGCCACCACAAUCGCACCACCAACCGCCACCACCGUCCAGCCGUCGGCCACAAAGAGUCAAGGUCACUCAGGCUGGUUGCCUGUGACGUCGACUCCAAUUGGCCGGACCACCACCACCCGGCAAUAA
Messenger RNA from Phymastichus coffea, 756 nucleotides. Its product is annotated as mucin-5B-like. NCBI's taxonomy places the organism in Eukaryota, Metazoa, Arthropoda, Insecta, Hymenoptera, Eulophidae. The transcript has a single exon. The record is from RefSeq and is a predicted model, not a curated record. The coding region runs from base 1 to 756 and encodes 251 amino acids.